Dreissena polymorpha is the source of this 5020-nucleotide messenger RNA. RefSeq names its product low-density lipoprotein receptor-related protein 4-like. The coding region runs from base 38 to 3799 and encodes 1253 amino acids. The record is from RefSeq and is a predicted model, not a curated record. NCBI's taxonomy places the organism in Eukaryota, Metazoa, Mollusca, Bivalvia, Myida, Dreissenidae. The transcript is spliced from 21 exons.
UUCCGUAUUGAGAUGUUGCCACAAAUCACUUGACUGCAUGUCGAUCGAACGUGAACUCGAUACAGAAAUGUGGACUGUUCGAAUUGUUAUUACUGUAUUAACUAUUUAUGAAGUCGGUGUUUCGGAUGCCUUGUCAACGGGGUAUAUGGUGCUCGGAUCCAAUAUGAAGAGUAUGUCAAAUGACACGACCCACUUGCUCUCAAUUCCGCUUGAGACAGAAAACGGAACCACUAUCAUUGCCACAAACCGUGAAUGGAUGAUUAGUUACGAGAACUACUUAAGUCGACCUGAGAGUAUCGACGUGGAUUACGGUCGGAAGCAGUUGUACAUUUAUAACCGCUACACGGCGGCUCUUCAGAAACUAAAUUUUUAUCCUGAGAACGGUUUUCCAAAUGUGACACUUACAUAUCUGCAUUCCGGACUUUCUAGAGGCGAAGUGAAGAUAGCUUUGGAUUGGAUCUCAAACAACAUUUACUGGACAGAUCCGACGUUUAGAUGGGUCGCAGUUCAGUCAUUACGAAAUGAUGGACAUUACAAACUUAUCGUUAACGAUAACGUCGAGAAACCUACUGGAAUUGCCGUCGAUCCGAUUCACCAAUACCUAUUUUGGAGCGAUGUUGGGUCAUUGCCGAAGAUCGAGCGAUCCAGUCUUACCGGAAGCAGCCGUAAAACCAUAGUGUCUCAGGGCAUAUCAUAUCCAAUAGCUUUGGAUGUGGACAUUUCCUCGUCAAAGCUGUACUGGGUUGACAAUUACCGUGACUCUGUGGAGCGAUCAAAUUUAGAUGGUACAGAACGAAUGAUGAUUAAAAGAUUGGCGCACUCGACAUUUCUGGACAUACAAGUCUUUUCCGACGUUAUUUUAACAACAGAUAUUGACCUUAACUUAGGCGGAUUAGUGCGUCUAUUUAACAAGGACACCGGCGUAGACGACAAAGGCAACACAAUUGUCCGAUCAGCUAAAAUGGAUUUUCACAUUACCUGUGUAACUUUGUAUGCACCACAACCUACGACGACAGAUCAUUGUGCAAGCAGUCCCUGUGAGAGCAUAUGUGUGAGUGAAUCUACAAGACCCGUGUGUCUGUGUGCGGAGGGAUUUGCGUUGAAUUCAGAUGGACGCACCUGUUCUGAGACUACUGGUUCCCUUCAUCGUGCCUUAGUCUGGGCUACAACAACAACUUUAUGUGCUGCUGAUAUACGAGGGAUUCACGACGAAAGUGAAUACAUAACGUCUAACAAGACCUGUUUCUCUAAUGUUGGAUCAGACAUAAAUUGGAUAACAGUCGAUUCUCACGAUCGAAAUAUAAUCUUUGCGGACGGCAGUGACAUAUUUGCGAUGACAUUGGAUGGAGUUCAUACAAAGCAACGUAUUAUAUCGGCAACGGAAACCGUGACUGGCCUCGCAGUAGAUUGGGGAGACAAGAACGUUUACUGGUGCCAAGGACAGCAAUCUGGAACAGGGAAAAUAAAUGUUUUUUCUCAAACAACUACAAACAUACAUACGCUCAUUUCAAGCGGAUUGGAUAAUCCAAAGGCUCUAAAUAUUAUUCCUUUACUAAGAACAAUGGUAUGGAUUAAUGGGAGAUUAGGAAGCUAUCAGAUCAAGAAGGCUCAUGUCCAUGGAACCGAUAUUCAGACUAUUGUAAGUUUUAUGGACUUGUCCGAACCUCGAGACCUUACUGUUGAUGCAGAUUCCCAAAGACUGUAUUUUAUUGACGGAAACACUUUAAAAUCAGUGCAGUUAGAUGGAACUAAACUGACAUCAGUAGACGGUGGGGUUGCAAACUCUAUUCUACCUCUAAAACUUCAUUCAUACAAGAAUCACCUUCUUGUGGCUGACGCAGGCAUCAAAAUUGAUGUUGUGUCCCUGCCAUAUACAGGAAGCGUAACUCUUAAUACUCUUGUAUCAGUUACUGAUAUUUGUGUAGUUGAUAUCACCGAACAGCCAAACGAGAACGGUCCUUGCGAUGCUGAUAAUGGAAAAUGUGAACACAUUUGUAUUCCACUUGGUCGAAACAGAGAAUGUCAGUGUAGCUAUGGUUACAUUCUUGAUAGCAACAAGGAAACGUGCUCAUCAGAACCACUGUCGGACAAUUUUAUGUAUGUUUCGGAUUGGACCCAUGAUAAAGUAUAUCAAGUUUCUCUAAUAAAUGACGCUGUAAACGCUCUUGAUAGUUCGACCGUCGAUCGCCCUACUGGAGUUCUUUAUAAUUCAAUAACGAACAGAAUCUAUUGGGGUGAAACCACAUCGAAUUAUAUUCAGUCUGCAAAUGUCAACGGUUCGGGAUAUUCGGUGCUAUUUGAUGUUGGGGCGUAUCGCGCACACCCCGACAGGCUGGCUCUAGACUACAGUACGGGAAACAUUUACUACACUGCUGUCAGUACAAGUCAGUUGCCAACAAGUUUCACCGGAAUCGGAGUUGUGUCUCCUAAUGGUCAACAUAGAAAAUUGAUCUCGGGAGGUGUACAGCCGAGAGCAGUUGAAAUUGACCCAAGCAAAGGAUUUCUGUUUUGGACCGACCACGGUACAUCACCUGCAGUAUUAAAACGCGCCCAUACAGACGGCACCAACAUUGUUACACUGUUUGCAUCAAUGGAAUGGCCUAACGGGAUUGCCAUUGACAGAUCGGCAAGCGCAUUAUACGUUACCGAUGGCAAAACGAACAUAAUCUACCGCUGUGGGUAUGAGGCGAACACGUGUGUUCAAUACUUUAGUGACCCUGGAGUUCAACUCAUGGACAUUAAACUUCUCGGAAACUAUCUCUAUUACACUGCUUGGAAUAAAGUGUACAUAACUAAAUUGCACAAAAUUAACUCAAGCGACAUCGCUAAGUUAGCAAACAAUGCAGAACUCGGCAGAUUGGAUUCUAUUUCUUUGUACUCUUCAACCUUUCUCCCAACAAAUGUCCAGUCACAAUGCCGCAGUAAUAAUGGACGAGGAAACUGCAGCACGCUCUGUCACCCAACACCGUACAGCUUCACGUGUGGAUGCCCUGACGGAGAGCAACUGCUUCCGGAUGCAAAAACCUGCCCUAGUGCUUUAACACCAACCUCAUCAUCCACAUCAACAUCAACAACCACAUCAUCCACAACAUUUCUAACAACAACAACUGCAACAACAAAGACAACGUCAACUUCUUUCAUGACAACGUCCACGGCUACCAGUACGCCAUCUCCUGGAAUUGGGGACAUUAAAAGCAACGAUGACAAAACUUCUUCCUCCCUAAUCAUGUACAUUGGAGCAGGAGCUGGUGGAACUGUAGCUAUUGUCAUCAUUGUCGUCGUAAUCGUCAUCGUCUUAAUAAAAUGCGGAAGAAAGGCACAAACUGUUGCACGGUACGAACAUAAUCCACAAAGUGGCCUCUCUAACGACGGGUUCGAGCAUAGUGCCGUGUAUGAGGAAGGAGCUGUAACCUUUCGAGCGAAAGGCGAAAAGCCAUACUCAGUGCCGGGUAAUCUCGGAGGGGUAACUCAUUACUCGAGGAAUGAAAACACAUACAGUACACUGCAGAACGUGAACAACAUAUACGACACGAUCGAUCGUAUCAGUGACUGCCCAACCACUGAUGCGCCUCCUCCCCCGUCUGAUUGGAGACACAUGCCUCCUCCGUCAACUGAUUGGGGAAACGUGCCUCGAAGUGAUGCGCCUCCUCCACCCUAUGAUUGGAGACAAAUGCCUCGAAGCAGCGAGCUCUCUGGUGUGUAUUUAACACCAUCUGAGGGACGCAGAUCAGUUAUGAAUUCGUCUGACAAUUUCUCCGACAGUGGAAGUAGUGGUCAACAUUUUAACUGGCCGCGUUGAUACUUAAAAAUGGCAUGUGUUUGAUAUUCAUAUGUGUACGUUCUUGAAAUGGACACCAUGUUGUUGUUUUUUGUUAACAAAAAUAAUAGUUUUGCUGCCUGUACUUAGCAACCGUAGUUUGAGAAAAUUAGACAAUUAAAUAUUCAAAGAAUUGUUUAUUGAACAAAAACAAGAAAGGUAUAUACGAUCAAAUUAUUCAAAAUUAUUUAUAACUAUAUGGUAGCAAUAGUUUGUAAAUUUAAAAAAUACUUUUGUGAAUACGUUUUACAACUUAAUAAUAUUGUUUUACAUCGUUGUGUUAUUUGUAAAUUAUGUCAAGUUAGGUAAAGAAAACACGUUUUAUACACAUUUGUAUAUACACAGUAUAGGUUUUGUUGAACCGUUAAUGAGGAUUCGUUGAACAUAUUUAUGUUGUUUUUUGUUUCUGAUGAAACGAACAUAUCUUUCAAUUAUAGGAACAUGUUGUUAGCAGUGAUAUAAUAUAAUCAAUAUGGUGAUAUUCACAUUUUCAAAUAUCAUUAUACAAAUCAAUGAAUGUAUUUCUACAAUUCUAUACACAUGCUGUAGUCAUCUCGUUGAUGUGUAUAGGCCUGAAUAUAUACCGUUUAAGUGAUGAUUUUAAAUACAUCUUUAUAGGACGAACGAACGUUUCCAUAUUCUAUUUAAAAAUACUCAUAGUUUGUAUUUAAUAUAUGAACGACAGUUAAUGCACAUAUCUAUUGAAUGUAUGCAGCAUAGAAAUGCAUCUUUAAAAAUGACGAUAUUAGGUUCAAAUAUACCCACAUAUAUCCUAACACUAAAAUAAUUGAACUAUGCAAUGAAUAUAAUACUUUUUUAUCUUAUAGCAUUCUGAUUACUCAACGUAAAUGUUUAAUGUGAAUGUUUAAAUCAUUAUGUGUGGUAUACUAAUAUUGUAGUCUAUAUAUCGAUACACUAAUUGUUUAAAAACAUUAUUUAUGUGUAUAAUUCAUCCGUAUUGUUUUAUAUAUAACGUAUGUAUACAGAAUGAAUAUGGCAUAACUAGACAAAGUUUAUUUUUCAGUUUCUCCAUAAAGUAAAUUGUAUGUGAAGUAAUAUUCAAAGUACGAGCUUGUUUUAUUUAUUUCUACAAUGAUAACAUUUUUGAACUCAUUAACCACUUAUUGCAUUUAAUGAUGUGCUCAUCAUCACUGUGCUUUACUUAUGUGUCAUACCUGUUCAAAAUAAACUAUAAAACUGUAA